Molecule: messenger RNA, 2559 nt
Organism: Purpureocillium takamizusanense
Lineage: Eukaryota; Fungi; Ascomycota; Sordariomycetes; Hypocreales; Ophiocordycipitaceae
Exons: 2
Coding region: 404-1786 (460 amino acids)
Biological process (GO): ubiquitin-dependent protein catabolic process
Cellular component (GO): cytoplasm
Molecular function (GO): ubiquitin protein ligase activity
Source: RefSeq, a predicted model, not a curated record
CUUUCGCUCUUCUCUCCUGCACUCCGCAAUCCUCGCCUCACUUCCUCAACCCAUCAUCGACUUGUCCAUCGCCCAUCGCAGGCCGUCGCCCCCUGCCUCCCUCCACCGUCGCCCACCUCGUUCGAUCGCGACGAUAUCCCGCGCGCACCGGUCGAAGCCGACCGAAUUGCCAGCGGCCCCCGACGAUUGAGUUCUUUUUCUGAGCCCGGUCCAGCCCCCUCGCUGCAUGCAGCCUUGGCGUUGAUAUUGCCCCCGGCCACGACGGCGUCGCAGCGUUCUGCCCCGACACUCGCUGUGGUUUCGCUUCGCGCAGCCCAUGCUGCUGCAACACCGGCCAGCGUAAACGUCGACGGAUUAUUGUUCGACCUCUGGGCCUCCAGCGGCCCUUGAACAUACCGUCGAAAUGGCCAUCGUAAAUCAGGUUCUGCACCAUGCGGUCGCCCUCGUCGCGAGGGAGGUGGCCUCAACCACCCUGGCCGAGACACCAACGCCGACCUCGUCAGGCGUCCAGAGCCCGCAGACUUCGAAGCCGACCGGCACGAACCAGAGUAACGAUAAUAACAACAAUAACGGCGGAUCGAGUUCGCCACUUCUGUUUUUCGUUGCUCUUGGUUUCGGUGUCGUCUUUACCAAUCUCUGGAUCAUCGUCGGUGUCAAGUACUGCUUCCGAUACAACGCUCGCAACCGCGCCAGAAUGACCAAUGAAGAUGGCGAGCCUAUCAAUCUCGAGACCGUUCAACGACCCCAUCGGCGGCGUCGCGAAAAGAAAUUGAUGACGAUGGACGAGGUUAACGAGAAGUUCCCAAUGAUGAAGUACAAGAGUUGGGUUUCUGAGCGUGCCAGAGAGGGGCUGCCAACUGCGGGCGGAGUGUCUGUCCCGGCCAGCAGGGCAAACAGCAUUCGCGACGCUGACGGCAUCGUCCCCGACUUGGCUGCCAAAGACCGGCACUCGAUCGAUGAGCCUCGACUCUCCAGUGAAGCCGCCGACCGCGCCCAGACAACGCAGACUACGGCGGAGACGACUGUCAAGAAGGAAGUCGAGAAGCCGAAGUCCGAUAACCAACAGACAGCCGACGCCGGCCAAACAUCCGGCACCCAGGAUGUCGCUGCCCCAACCCCGCCAGGGCUCCAACGCAUAUCGAGCGAGGAUAUGGACGACGACGAGCACAUUGACGCUGCUCUCCCCCCCGAAUGCCUCUCCGCUCCUGGCGAUUCUUGUGCUAUUUGCAUUGAUACCCUUGAAGACGACGAUGAUGUGCGAGGGCUCACUUGCGGCCACGCCUUCCACGCCGUCUGCGUCGAUCCAUGGCUCACCAGUCGCCGUGCGUGCUGUCCGCUCUGCAAGGCUGACUACUACACCCCGAAGCCGCGACCAAAUCAAGAAGCCGACGCGAACGCCCCCAACAACAAUACUCUCGAUCCGCGGAGCAACUCGCGCCUCAACCUACCAAGUGGCCUGCGGGCUGCCUGGUUUCGCGGCUCAAAUUCAAACUCCAACUCACGGACUGGCUCAUCGCUAUUGCGUACCGGCGGGAGCUCGCGGCCACGCCGUGCCAAUCGCGAGCAGACCUCGAGAUCUGAUCAGCAAGAGUCUGCUACCGGCCCUGACACGGCAUCGCACCCGGCGAACGGGGGCAUGCUCUCGUCCGUUAGACAUGCCUUGCGAUUUGGUCGCCGGAAUAACGAGCAGACGGCUGCUUCGAACUCGGAAUCGACUGCCAACGAGACAGUUACCCCUUCGCAACUCGAAUCAGGAAAUCGGCCGGCGGCGACGCCAGCACACUGAUGUUUUACUCGAAAGCGAGGCGUUGAGUUCAACGUACGGGAAGCGUCAUGAACACAAGACGGUGUUUUUACGGCUCCCGGAUAUUCCUCUUUUCAUGAACUUCUGUCACUAGCGAUGGUGUUCUCUCCUUUCGCCCAGCCACGAGCUUGGGCGGUACCGUCAUCACGAAGCCGAUGUUGAUACAUGCCGUCGUGUUAAACACGGCGGCCCUGCAUUUUUUUUGAUGCUUUUUCCUGCUGCCGAGAACGUUGUAUCGCAGCCGUUCGAUUCCUGGCGUACAGCCAGGCUGGAUUGCCUGAAACUUCGAGAACCAUGUAUAUGUACGACCAGUCAGAGUACAUGCUUGCGGCUGUUUCUCCAGUGCUCGUUGGGCACAUAACCAGGGCCCAGCCCCGAGUUGGAUCGGCCUGGGCUCCAGAGAACUAGGGUUGUCUCUAUCCUCGCCCGACUGGGGCAGGUUCUUGUAAGGCGACUUUCCUGGAAUGGUGUUGUUUUAUCUGCAUGAGGAUGAUGGGAAUUGCCUGCGGGAGUGGGACUGAUAUGGGACUGGGAAAUUUUGCUUUGGAGCGGAGGAGUUAGGCGGCUAUGGUGGCAUCUCUUACGGUUGCCAAAAUGAUUUUAAGAUGCGAAGAGAACCAUGUCUCGAUGCGGCUAUGCAAAUAUUUUUGUCACCUGCGAUUGUGACCACUGUGACUCGGGUGAGGCAAGGGUUCCUUCUUACGCCAACCAGACGAACCAUUGCAUCUGUUAGAGAUACGAGCCCUUUUGGAAGC